Messenger RNA from Trichoplusia ni (cabbage looper), 2962 nucleotides. It is a transcript of the gene swm, whose product is annotated as RNA-binding protein 26. The record is from RefSeq and is a predicted model, not a curated record. Lineage: Eukaryota; Metazoa; Arthropoda; Insecta; Lepidoptera; Noctuidae. Gene Ontology annotation, molecular function: RNA binding; metal ion binding. The transcript has 25 exons. Bases 245 to 2962 code for a protein of 905 amino acids. Gene Ontology annotation, cellular component: nucleus. Gene Ontology annotation, biological process: mRNA processing.
ACGUAUGCUUCAAUAUUUUUUCUAUGGCAACACUGACUAGGCAGAAUAACUCGACAUCCUUGUAGACAUUUCAUUCACAUUCAUAAAAAAGUUACAUAAAAGUGAAGUGUACACUACAACGUGAAGGACGUUUAUUUUCAAGACAUUUAAUUAUUUUGCUUUCGUUUAAAUUGUAGUUUUUCAAUUUAAAUAAGUGCAUUGUGGAUGGAUUGUCAUCUUUGGACGAUACAAUUGUUGCAACGAGAUGUUUAUUGAAAAUCCUGACGCUUUCAAGUCGUGGUUGACCUCCAUAUUGGAACCCCUAUGUGAUGCCGACCCAGCCGCCCUCGCCAAAUAUGUUUACGCUCUCGUCAAAAAGGACAAACCGCUUGAGGAGCUUCGGGAGGUGAUGGUGGAUCAGCUGGACGUGUUCCUCCAACAGGAAACAAAGCCGUUCGUUGAGAUGCUCUUCAAAUCGUUGGAGAGCAAUGAGUAUUUGAAGCCAGGGCGGGAGGAGAAAGAAAAGCUGCCCUCUCCGCCCCCCGCCGACGUCGAACCGGCAAAGGAGCCUGAAGUAGAAAAUAAUAACGGUGUGGCAGGUGUAGCAGGAGCAGCCGGUGUAGCCGGUGCGGCGGGUGCGGCGGCUGUGGCGGCGCCGGCGCCGGGCGCGGCGCUGUCGGGCGUGCCGCGGCGCGCGCGCUCCCCGGCGGCGGGCGCGGGGGCGCCCGCGCGCCUCGUGGUGUCGCGCGGGGCCCGCGCCGUCGCGCCCCGCGCUCCCCACAGCGAACACACGCUCGUCAAGGUAUUACCGUUGACUGAACUUCUAGAAGAACCAGUAGACCAGCCACCGAGAAGAAGAGAUAGACGAAAUGAUUCGACGCGCGACAAGGAGGACCGGCGGCGUCGCCGCUCGCGCUCGUGGGAGCGGCGCGCGCGGCAGCGGCGCCACGCGCGCGAGCCCGACCACGCGCCCGACACGCGCAGACGAGCGCUUUCCCGUUCGCCGUCGCCGCGCGGUCGCUACAGAAACAGAAGUCCGCCGCCGCCCGCCAGCGACAGGCAGAACAGUCGCUCUAGAUCAAGAUCACCGGCGGGACGGGAUCGAGACCACGAGCGAGAACGGGACAGACUGAGGGUGCCACGCGAGUUGGAGCGAGACAGGAUGUCUCGAGACCGAGACCACAGGGACCGACUGUCUCGCUCUAGGGAUAGGGACCGAUCUCGGGAGAGGUCACGUGACAGGUCACGCGGGUCAACCUCCCCCCACCAAGAGACGAGGCUCGAUCACAACGACGCCUACAAACGAAGGUGUAGAGAUUUCGAUGAGAAGGGCUACUGCAUGCGCGGCGACCUGUGCCAGUGGGACCACGGCAGCGACCCCGUCGUGCUGGAGGACGCGGCCGCCGCGCUCACCUCCGUGUUGGCGCUGCCGCCGCCCGUGCCCGAAUACAACCCGUUGACGCCGGACAUCUGGUGCGGAGGCUUCCCCGCCUACCCGCCGCCGCACCCGCACCACCCACACCCGCCGAGAGAGCUCAUCCCCAUACCCAGCGAGCGCGUGUCGAGCGCGGCGGGCCGCCCGCGCGCCGCCGCGCCGCGCCCGCCGCCGCCUCACAAGAAGAACUUCGACUACAACCGCUUUGGUUCUACUCGUCCUCCGCUGCCGGCUAACGCGGCGAAUUGCUCCUUAGAAGUCAAGAAAGUACCGAGAGGACUCAACGACAUCACGCAUUUGAACAAUCACUUUUGUAAAUUCGGCAAGAUUGUUAAUAUACAGGUUUGUUACGACGGCGACCCCGAAGCGGCUCUGAUAACUUUUAGCAAUCCAACCGAGGCCAACGUCGCUUAUAAGAGUACGGAAGCGGUCCUUAACAACAGAUUUAUCAAGGUCUUCUGGCAUAACCCUGAGAAUAAACAAGAAAACAUGGCGCCUGGCGGCCAGCAAGCUAACAAGCAGGCCGACAGACAGAACUCGCAACAUCCGAUGUCACAUAAUAAAGUGUUGAUCAACCGAGACAAUAUCAAGGCGACAGCUGAUAAUAAUGCGAAGCAGUUGCAGGAAAAGCAAGAGAAAGAACUGGCUAACGGCGUGGAGCCGAAGAAGGAAGCGGCGAAGCCUUCGAUAGCGAAGAGCAAACAAGUGAUGGAAAUGCACAAGCGGGCGCAGGCGCUGCUGCACACGCAGCUGCAGCAACAGCUGCUGCUCAUACAGCGGCUGGAGAGCGGUAACGUUACAGGGGCCCAACGAGCUGCCUUAUUAGAAGCUAUCAAUUCAGCACAAGAAGGCAUCGAGAAACUAAGAAAGGAGUUGGUCGCGUACAACGGUACCCUAAAACAGAUGCAGGACGAGUCGGUCGCCAGAAACAUGUCUCGGCUACAUCUGCAGCAGGCAAAGAAACCCAAGACCAAGGAGGAGGCGCAGAAGGAGAUCCUCGAUGCUGAACUGGAUCUGUUUACGAAACAGCAGGAAGGCCAAGACGUAACGGAGCUGACGAAGAAGAUUGCCGAGCUCCGCCGACAGAUGGCGAUACAGUUCCCAUCGCACAACAUGAUGAGAAGACCGCAUGCAAGGGGCGGGCGGUUCAACACGCCGACCCGCUUCACGCGCGGCGGCAUCGCCACCAAGAUGUUCAGCGUCAACCAGUCGGUGGACCACAGACCGAGGGCGCUGCUCAUAUCCGGCUUCGAAGCCGACGAGCUCGAUGCUCUGGUUGCACAUUUUUCUCAAUAUGGAGAGGUGAUCAGCAAGGAAGUAGAGCUGUCUGUCCCUCAGUUGGUUCUGCAGUACAAGUCGCGCCAGCACGCCGAACACGCCGCCGCCAACGGGAAGCAUUACAACGACAGGACGCUCUCGAUAACGUGGACGGCGAACACGAGCGCGAGCACGAACAACGCGAGCCGGGCGCCCGACGCUCGCCCCGCGCGCAACGGGGAACUAGAAACUAAGGACGAGGUGAGGACACCAUUAUUUUUUGUUAAGUAG